GGCGCUGUGGCCGGCAAAACGGCAAGUGGUCCUGCCAGGAGCAGGGAGGUCAGGAGAGAAGUCCGCCUGGAAGUUUUCCCAGCGCUGCGGGCCAGAAAAGCCAGCCGACUGCAGAGAGAAGCGCUCAGUUGCCUCUCCGCCCUCCUCCCACCUUGUUUCAGCCCACACCCAUGGCGCCCCGCCCCCUCGGACUUAAUAGAGGGGCUGGGCACCCGGCCUCGCCUGGGAGCCUGAGGCUUUCCCGAGCGUACUACCCGCUUUCCUAGCCUGAAAGAUCCGGCGGCGCUACUGCAGAGGCGGGAGUAGCGGAGCAAGGCGGAGGCUGCGCCCCGCACCAUGGAGGGCAGUCCAGUCCCCUUCUGGGUCGCCACUGGCCUUGGUCACUGCCCGAGACUCCACUGCCAGCUCUCUCUGCUGCUUUCCGGGGGCCAUCCACUCCUCACCUCAAAGCCAACAUGAAGGAACCCCGGGGCGACGGCGGGGGCGCCCCCUUCUGCACCCGCCUCAACAAUUCCUACCCCGGCAUGUGGGCUCACGAGCGCUCCGCGGAGGCGCGGGGCAACCUCACCCGGCCCCCAGGGUCCAGCGAAGACUGCGGGUCAGUGUCCGUGGCCUUCCCAAUUACCAUGCUGAUUACCGGCUUCGUGGGCAACGCGCUAGCCAUGCUGCUGGUGUCUCGCAGCUACCGGCGCCGGGAGAGCAAACGCAAGAAGUCCUUCCUGUUGUGCAUCGGCUGGCUAGCGCUCACCGACCUGGUCGGGCAGCUGCUAACCAGCCCGGUGGUCAUUGUCGUGUACCUCUCCAAGCAGCGUUGGGAGCAGCACGACCCGUCGGGGCGGCUGUGUACCUUCUUCGGUCUGACUAUGACUGUUUUUGGGCUCUCCUCGCUCUUCAUUGCCAGCGCCAUGGCCGUCGAGCGGGCACUGGCCAUUCGGGCGCCACACUGGUAUGCGAGCCACAUGAAGACACGCGCUACCCGUGCGGUGCUGUUCUGUGUGUGGUUGUCAGUGCUGGCCUUUGCCCUGUUGCCUGUGUUGGGUGUAGGCCAGUACACUGUCCAGUGGCCCGGGACGUGGUGUUUCAUCAGCACCGGGCGAGGGGGCAACGGGACUAACUCUUCGAACAACUGGGGCAACGUUUUCUUCGCUUCCACGUUCGCCUUCCUGGGGCUCUUAGCUCUGGCGGUCACCUUCGCCUGUAACCUGGCCACCAUUAAGGCCCUGGUGUCCCGCUGCCGGGCCAAAGCCGCGGCAUCGCAGUCCAGUGCCCAGUGGGGCCGGAUCACAACUGAGACGGCCAUCCAACUUAUGGGGAUCAUGUGCGUGCUGUCAGUCUGCUGGUCGCCGCUUUUGAUAAUGAUGUUGAAUAUGAUCUUCAGUGAGACAUCUGUUGAGCACUGCAAAACGCAGACAGAAAAGCAGAAAGAAUGCAACUUCUUCUUAAUAGCUGUUCGCCUGGCUUCACUGAACCAGAUCUUGGAUCCCUGGGUUUAUCUGCUGCUAAGAAAGAUCCUUCUUCGAAAGUUUUGCCAGGACAAGCUUGCAGACUAACUCUGUCACACCUUUUGUGUGUAAACCUGGCAUUUACAAGAAAGAGGAAACUACAGACCAAAGUAACCUCUACGGACAUCCUGCUGAUCUGACAGGAGGAAAAGCUUAAUUGUGGCAAGGGUCUUUUGGAGUUUUGGAGGGUGGGGGUACCCAAUCUGCUAAAAUAUCUGAACAGGAAAAAAAUGCAUAAAUUAUGACAAUUCCUAAACUCAAAAGUGUUGAUUAAAAAACAAUUGGAGACACAGAAAACCACAAGGAAAGAAGCAAGUGAAUGGAAUGUAAAAAUAUAUGCAAUGUCCACAGUGUGUAUGAUUUUUCAAAUAGUAAAUAGAUACACUGUGCUCUGUCAUAGAAAAGAAUGAAGGCAUGUUUUCGAAUAAGAACAGUUAAUUUUUAAACAAAAAAAACAAAGGCAAAAGUCUUAAAAAUAGUGUUCAGUUGAAGAAACAAAAUGUAUUAUUUCAAUAUAUACCAAAUUUACCUAAUGCUGUAUACCAAGAUAUUCUAAGUAAAUGCAAAUGUUUAGUCAGACUGGAUUUAAACUACACUGAAAUAAAUGGUACAUAUAUUUUGUCUCCUUAAUGCAUCUUUUUUUUCUAUAAAAGAUUACUUGACAGAAACGAAUUGUACAACCUCAUGUAAGUUAACUAUGAAAAGAUCCUCUGGCCAUGCUGACAUUGAAUAAUGGGCAAACAAAAAGUAUGACAGGCAGUAUUCUGAGAAUGUGGUCACUUAUUGUCGCUAUUCGAAUAUUAGAAUUUCAAGUAGAUUAGGUCUUUUAUUUAUUUAAUGUUUUUCAUACAUUUUGUUGGUGCUUGACUCCAAAUUAGUGAUCCACUUUUGAUCUUCAGCAUGUGACAAUCAUUUUAUACUUCUUUUGGAUUAAGAUCAAAUUAGAGACAGAAAAAAAAAUUUUUUCUUUGAAACUUUUGGCUUGUAUGUUGCCUACUUAUUUUCACAAGUCAGUCCCAAAAGCUUCUUGAAAUACACAAGAUGCUGAGAUGAGUGACAUAAUGAGACUGCAGACGAUUUAUUCAUAUAAAGACAUUAAAAACUUAAUUAGAAUAACUUCAAAAAUUCUGUUUUAAUUAAAUAAAAACUUCAUGCCAUAGGCCAUGACCUAUGUUUUCACAGAUUCUUAUUUAUUGCUUGUUUUGUGCUUUUAUAUGUUUCAAAAUCUAUCAAAAUUGAGGUGUAAAUAAAUAUACAAAAUCUUGCAGUUGUGGCCAAGUCCAUACGACUGAUUUUUCUUCUUGCAAUAAUAUGCUGAGAAGAGGUGAAAUACGUCUGUGAUGUUUCAUGAUUGUGGUAGACAUGGAAGAGUGAUUUAUGAAAGUUAAGUCAGUCUAAAUUCAUAUAACACAUUUGUUAAGUAGUUGAGAUCAGUUUAGCAUUACAAGGAAACUAACAGAUGGAGACUACAGAUGAAACAUGAAUCAGAGAAUUAGGGAAAUAUUUUAUUUGAUGUAUUCUGUCUUAUAAUUCCUAUGAUGAAGAGUCCAUUACACACCAUGACAUUAUGAUAACACAAGCAGAGUAACUUAUGAGCCUCUAGAAAUACAAUUCCAUCAGAUAUGCAAUAUAUUCAUUUAUAAGUCACACAGUUCUUUUAUUGGGGAUGAAAAUUAUUUCCAGAAGCUUUGCAUCAGUGAGUUUCACAUAAUAAGCAAUCCAAAUACCUAUUGGAUUACAUAUUUCUUCUUUAGGAGCUGGUUGUUUCUCCCUACUCCUCUUUCCUCUAACCUGUCUACCUAUUUUCUUGUAGAGAGAAAGUAACAGAUAGAUUUACAAAUGGAGAGAAGCCAGGAUUGUAUUCAGAGGAGAGAGGGUAGCUUCACAUUUCUAAUAUGCCAGUGCCCUAGAAUGUGAAAAGAUCUGAGUCUGAUGUGAUGGGGAAACUUUACUAUGGGAACAAAGAGAGGAAGAGAAGAAAGAUCACCAGGAACAAAUUAUUCUUUCCCUUUUUUUGAGGGCACUUUGGAGCUGACCUCCAAAGUUAUUUUCAAAUGUGCAACUCUAAAUUUUGUUGUCACCAUCUCUAGAAUUGGAAUAUUUUGAUAUUAGUAUAAAUCAGUAUUAGUUAUUUGAUAUUAGUAUCAAACAGUAUAACUAAUACUAAUUAAUUAGUAUCCAUUAGUAUAAAUCAGGUACCCAGCUGAAGUCUAGCCAAUCAUCCAUUAAUAGUAAUUUGGAAAUAGUUUCCUUAUUUAAUUUUUUGUUUCUGGAGAAAACAAAGCUGUAUUAGUAAACAAAGAAAAAUGCAUAUAACUUUCUGAUACUCUUCAAUAUUCUACUUUUGGAAGAAUUCAUAUAUAGGUAGGCAUAGGAGAUGGGAUAGAGAACUUAAGGAUAAGGGAGAAAACCUGUUCACUUCCAGCCUGUUAAAAUUUUUUGUCCUUUUAGACCAGCCUACAGAAGCAAAAAGAGGAAUGGAAUUCAUUUAUCUUUGCACCUUUGCUCACUGAUAGGUCAAAGCUAGGAAGGGUCACCGGCUCUUUUCUGUAAAAGAAAAUGACAUGUUCACUCUGGUAGUCUUAGAAAGAGGGAGAAAGGGAGGAAAUUAUUUUACCUACUCUCUCCUAUCAAAUGUUUCUGUACAAAUGGCAUGAGACUGUCUAAGAUGACUAAAAAUAGGCUUUGAUUAUAUUGAUCUGUUCACAACAAACAGAUGUAGUUCCACUUACAUAGUGCACCUAGGGAAGUUCCAUCACUGGAACUUAAACCCCUACUUGAAGAUCAGUAUAGAAGAAUGUGGAUCUCCAUGCCCCCUCCCCAGCAUCCCAUCCUUACAUAAGUUGGCUAAGUGGGAAGGUAUGUUUUGUCAACUCUAUGUAAACACUUUGUGCAGUUAUCUUCAGUACAUUUAAAAAUAUAUUCCAGUGUGUUUUAAUGGCUGAUCUUUAAUAUUGUGUAGAUGAAGAAUAAAAGAGACUAUGAAAAGUACAUUAGAAUUUUAUGGCAUUUAAGUCAUAGAUAGUCUGUGUAUUUAAUAAAUGUAUGUUAUUUAUGUUGUGUUUGUCAAUGGAAAAUAAAGUUGAAUGUUCUAAAAUGUCCCUGUCUUUUUUUCCUGAUGCCAACCUAUGUCAGGAAUAUUUAACUUACAUUUGUAUUAAGUAUUUUGUCAAAAAUCCUGUUUGGCAUGCUUUGUCAAAUAAAAACACAAUAUAAUGCAGCAGCCCAAUGCUGUAUGGCACAA
This is a messenger RNA of Ictidomys tridecemlineatus (thirteen-lined ground squirrel), 4746 nucleotides long. NCBI's taxonomy places the organism in Eukaryota, Metazoa, Chordata, Mammalia, Rodentia, Sciuridae. The record is from RefSeq and is a predicted model, not a curated record.